Molecule: messenger RNA, 2236 nt
Organism: Baudoinia panamericana UAMH 10762
Lineage: Eukaryota; Fungi; Ascomycota; Dothideomycetes; Mycosphaerellales; Teratosphaeriaceae
Exons: 6
Coding region: 215-2104 (629 amino acids)
Source: RefSeq, a predicted model, not a curated record
CACCGCUUGCCAGGUGCACGCAUGCACGACUCAGUGCCAUUGACGACAUCUCCGAUGCUGUUCAGGCACCGCUUGAAGCUGUCGGGUUGAGCUUGAGCAGUGUUGCCCAGCAUGUCAUAAAAGCUUCCCACGUCCGCCAAAACGCGUCUGGCUUUGGUGAGGUAGGUGAUCGCUCUACCGUCUUGUCCAUCUCUGUCUUCAAGACCUCUUCAAUAUGAAGGUCUCCUCUAUCCUCUCCGCGCUCUCGUGCGCGGCAGUCGCUUCGGCGUACUGGACCAAGAACCUCAACUACCGCUCCCCUUCAGAGAACCACCCAGGUCUGGGUAUCUCACUCCACAAGGUCAACAAGAGGAACACCUUGGACAAGGCCUUCAAUGCCUCCAUGCUCAACUUCACCCAUGGCGUUGCCUCCGGUGACCCAUACUCCAACUCCGUCAUCCUCUGGACGCGUGUGGCGCCAAUGUACGCCGACGUGAACGACAACUCCACCGUCAGCGGCUAUGUCCCUCUCUACAACCCAGUCCCGAUCACCAACAACAUGUCCACUGCCCCAGUGUGCGUGCAAUUCAAGGUCGCCCGGACCCCCAACUUUGCUGUGGUCGAGUCGAGCGGUACGGCCUUCACCUCUUCCGACAUCGACUACACCGUCAAGGUCAACGCUGGCAACUUGACUGCGUUCACCCAAUACUACUACCAGUUCAACGUCUGCGGAUCCAACUACACCAGCCCCAUCGGCAAGACGAAGACCGCUCCUGCGCCGAGCGACUACGUCAGCAAGGUCGGCCUUGCCAUCUUCUCAUGCAGCAACUACCCGUUCGGCUACUUCAACGCCUACGGCAACCCGGCGCGCAAGGGAAGCGUUGACUACGUGGUCCAUCUCGGUGAUUACAUCUACGAGUACGCCGGCAACGGCGACUACGGUCACGGCUACUCGAUCAACCGUGUCCCGCAACCUGCUCACAUCAUCUACACGCUCAAUGACUACCGUCAGCGUUACGCUACGUACCGUAACGAUCCCGACCUGCAACUCUCUCAUCAGACGAACGCGUGGAUCCCUGUCUGGGACGACCAUGAGGUUGCGGACAACACCUACCGUGAUGGAGCAUCAGAGUUGAACAACACCGAGGCUUCGUUCGUCUCCGAUGGUGGCGUCUCUGUUGAUCAGCGCAAGAUGAACGCCGUCCGUGCCUACUUCGAAUGGAUGCCCAUCCGCCAAGUUGAGAUGGACGACAACCUCCGCAUCUGGCGCUCGUUCUCCAUCGGCUCCCUGUUCGACCUGAUUAUGCUCGAUACCCGCCAGUACGACCGCUCCAUCACCGAUCUCUACUGGAACACCGACUACAUUCACCAGAUCUCCAACGAUGCUGGCCGCUCAAUGAUGGGCAGCCGCCAAGAGAACUGGUUUUACAACCAACUCGCCACAUCCGCCAACCGCGGUGCUCGCUGGAGAGUCAUUGGCUCGCAGACCGUCUUCUCCAAGGUCAAUGAGUCGCUCGCCUACGGAAACGUUGACCCGCUCGACUACGAUGCUUGGGACGGCUACCAGAGCAACCGCAACCGCACGCUCAGCUUCAUGACGCAAAACAACAUUGGCAACAACAUCGUCAUCUCCGGCGACAGCCACGCCUCGUGGGUCUCUGACCUCGUCUGGCUCGACCACGCCAACUACUCCUCCGACACCGGCGCGGGCGGCCUCGGCGUCGAAUUCGCCGGCUCCGCCGUCUCCUCCCCCUGCCCCUACGGCCAGAACAUCACCCUCGCCGCCGCAAACAACUACUCGCAAUGGCUGGAGGGCGCCAACCCAGAACUCCACUGGAACGACCUCUACUACCGCGGCUACUUCGAGAUGCAGCUCUCCUACUCCCAAGUCAACGCCUCUUUCUUCGGCCUGCCGACGCUGCUUAACCGCAACCCGUACGAGAUCAGCUUGGCCAACUUCACCGUCAACAGCGGCGCCAACAGACUGGCCCGACCAAUCUCGGGUGGUAUCGCUGAGAGCGGUGCGCUGAAGAACGGUACCAUCAGGCAAACGAAUAUUACGAAUAACACUGCUACGGGUGUUUGGUUCGUUGGUGCGAACAACAUCACCCAGGAUACCUCUUAAAGGAAGUUAAAAGGGGUGCAAGAGCGUUAGUUACGAUACGAACUGACGGCUCGGCUGAAUGAUGAUUGUGGAAAAGCAUGAAGGCAUUGUGCCAUAUGAAGCAAUGUCAUGUACAUAGAAUGAUGAUAUGUA